Molecule: messenger RNA, 546 nt
Organism: Cuscuta campestris
Lineage: Eukaryota; Viridiplantae; Streptophyta; Magnoliopsida; Solanales; Convolvulaceae
Source: the annotation of a GenBank genome assembly
GACCGGCCGCACCUCAGAGGCCAGUAUGGGGGGGCAACAGAUGGAGGCUGGCGGCGAUGAAGAAGCCGCCGGGGAGGCCCUUCAGAGGAAGAGAAGGAGGACCCGGGCCGCAGACUAGUCUGCCUAGUCCUCUGAUGUCGACAAAGGGCAUGGUGAGCCCCGGUCUCUGGCCUUGAUGGCCCGAUUGGAUAAAGAGCUCUUCCAAGCUUUCUGCGCCGACUUGAAUGAGGUCGGCCGGAUCAGCCCGGAAUGGUUCACCCGGCUCGUCAAAUCCAAAGACAAAGAGACGGCCCGAGUGGAGGGCAUGAUGGUGGCCUGCCGGAAGGGGGCCAAAGCCGCCCAUCAGAAAGCAGAGAAGGCUGAAGAGAAGUUGAUGGAGCACUGUGCUGCUUACCAGAAGCUAUAUGCCAAACACGAUGGGCUGCUGAAGGCCCCCAAAGAGGCCGAUGCCCAAGCUCAAGAGAAGAUCCAAGAGCUUAGAGGGAGAAGGCCGCCCAGCUGAAGGAAGAGGCCGCCCGAUCCGCUAAAGAAAUCGCCCAUCUGAAA